AUGGGUUGCACGGUGUCCAAGCUUGACAACGAGGAAACGGUGCGACGGUGCAAGGAGCGUCGCCGCCUAAUGAAAGACGCCGUUUACGCGCGCCACCAUCUCGCGGCGGCGCACUCCGACUACUGCCGCUCCCUCCGCCUCACCGGCUCCGCACUCUGCACCUUCGCUGCUGGCGAACCCCUCGCCAUCUCCGACGACACUCCCGCCGUCGUUCUCAACUCAUCUACCGGCACCGCCAAAAAUCCCCAACCGUCGCAUCCUCCUCCUUCUCCUCCUCCUCCUCCUUUCGCCACCGUAACAAACCCUAUACUCCCUCACAUCCUCCCUCACAUUCUCUCCGAAUCGAGCCUCGCUUCUUCGCCGAGAAGCCAAUCGUGGAAUUUCUUCCCCACCGCGCAUCAAUCAACAACACCUACUUCGCAAGCUUCUUCCGCUUGGAAUUGGGAGAAUUUCUAUCCUCCUCCGACUCCUCCAGGCUCCGAGUACUUCCGCCAGCGCUCGCAGCAGCAGAAUCACGGUGAGUCGCAUCAACUACCACAACGGCACCACAUGGAACCUGAGGCUUCCGAAUCUGAAUACGAUUACUUCCGCGAACAAGAACCUGUUCACGCGGACCGUGAAGAGGUUCGGUGCAGCGAGUGGGAGGACCGCUACAGUUCCACGAGCUCGUCGGAGCAGGAGGAGGGAGUCGACGGUUUAGGAUCGCCGGCGAAGGCGGAAUCUGUCGCCGGCGAUAACUGCGAUGCUCCGGCGGCGAAGGAUGAGAAGGAGGAGGAUGGUGUUGCGGAGAAGGUGGUGGUGAGACAUAGGGAUUUGAAGGAGAUUAUUGAAGCGGUUAGAGAUAACUUUGAGAAAGCUGCGGUUGCCGGAGAUCAGUUAUCGGAGAUGCUCGAGAUCAGUAGAGCGCACCUUGAUCGGAGUUUCAAGCAACUGAGGAAAACGGUGUACCACUCAAGCAGUAUAUUGAGCAACCUGAGCUCGACAUGGACCUCGAAACCGCCAUUGGUCGUUAAAUAUCGGCUCGAUGCCGGUUCGUUGGAUGGACCGGCCGGUUCAAAGAGCCUUUGCUCCACUUUGGAACGCCUUUUGGCUUGGGAAAACAAACUCUACCAGGAAGUUAAGGCUAGAGAAGGUGUGAAGAUUGAGCAUGAAAAGAAAUUGGCAGCUCUGCAGAGUCAGGAAUACAAAGGGGGUGAUGAAGCAAAGCUAGACAAAACCAAGGCUUCCAUAACAAAGUUACAGUCACUAAUUCUUGUCACAUCUCAAGCUGUGUCUACUACCUCAUCUGCCAUUAAUGGCCUUAGGGACUCCGAUCUUGUUCCUCAGCUUGUUGACCUUUGUCAUGGAAUCAUGUACAUGUGGAAAUCAAUGCACCAAUACCACGAAAUUCAAAGCAACAUUGUGCAGCAAGUCCGUGGCCUUGUGAACCAAUCAUCCAAAGGUCACUCAACAUCUGAAUUCCACAAGCAGGCAACUAGAGAUCUUGAAUCAGCUGUGUCAGCUUGGCACUCCAGUUUCUGCCGCCUCAUAAAAUUUCAACGUGACUUUAUCCUGUCUCUACAUGGCUGGUUCAAGGUGAACCUUAUUCCAGUCGACAAUGACAACAUCAUCAACAACAACAGCAGUACUGAACCAUCUAAUGUGUUUUCCUUUUUUGAUGAAUGGAAACUUGCUCUUGACCGUGUCCCAGACACAGUUGCUUCUGAAGCCAUCAAAAGCUUCAUCAAUGUUGUCCAUGUAAUAUCAGUCAAGCAAACUGAAGAGCUCAAGAUCAAAAAGAGAACUGAGACUGCUUCCAAGGAACUCGAGAAAAAAUCUUCAUCUCUGAGAAACAUAGAAAGGAAGUUCUACAACUCAUAUUCUAUGGUAGGCAUUACCCCUCCUGAAUCUGUGCCUGACAAUGGACAAGGCUUGGAUGCAAGAGACCCUCUUGCCGAGAAAAAAUUGGAACUAGCUUCCUGCCAAAGGCGUGUUGAAGAUGAAAUGGUGAGGCAUUCAAAGGCUGUUGAGGUGACAAGAGCUAUGACCCUCAACAAUUUACAGACAGGUUUGCCUGGAGUGUUUCAGGCAUUGACCAGUUUUUCUUCAUUAUUCACUGAGGCUCUUGAGUCAGUUUGUAGCCGUUCAUAUGCCAUCAAGUAG
Molecule: messenger RNA, 2142 nt
Organism: Abrus precatorius (Indian licorice)
Lineage: Eukaryota; Viridiplantae; Streptophyta; Magnoliopsida; Fabales; Fabaceae
Product: nitrate regulatory gene2 protein-like
Exons: 6
Coding region: 1-2142 (713 amino acids)
Source: RefSeq, a predicted model, not a curated record